This is a messenger RNA of Scedosporium apiospermum, 1563 nucleotides long. Its product is annotated as Cystathionine beta-synthase. The transcript is spliced from 2 exons. The coding region runs from base 1 to 1563 and encodes 520 amino acids. Gene Ontology annotation, molecular function: cystathionine beta-synthase activity; cysteine synthase activity. The record is from RefSeq and is a predicted model, not a curated record. Gene Ontology annotation, cellular component: cytoplasm. NCBI's taxonomy places the organism in Eukaryota, Fungi, Ascomycota, Sordariomycetes, Microascales, Microascaceae.
AUGGGAGAACAGGUGCUGUCCAAGAAGCCGAGCCCCGCCGUCGUGGCUUCGGUCUCGGAGCUCAUUGGCAACACCCCGCUCGUCAAGCUCAACAGGAUACCCCAGUCGCUGGGCAUCGAGGCCGAUAUCUACGCCAAGGUCGAGCUGUUCAACGCCGGCGGGAGUGUCAAGGACCGGAUAGCCCUGCGCAUGGUCGAGGAGGCCGAGAAGAGUGGGAGGAUCAAGCCUGGUGAUACCUUGAUUGAGCCGACCAGUGGAAACACCGGCAUCGGCAUCGCCCUCGUCGGCGCCAUCAAAGGCUACAAAACAAUCAUCACCCUCCCCGAAAAAAUGUCCGCCGAAAAAGUCGCCGUCCUCCGCGCCCUCGGCGCCACCAUCAUCCGCACCCCGACCCAGGCCGCCUGGGACGCCCCCGAAUCCCACAUCGGCGUCGCCCGCCGCCUCCAGAAGGAGAUCCCCAACGCCCACAUCCUCGACCAGUACACGAACCCCAACAACCCGCUGGCCCACGAGUUCGGCACCGCCGAGGAGAUCUGGGAGCAGACGGGAGGCAAGAUCUCCGCCAUCGUCGCCGGCGCGGGGACUGGUGGUACCAUUACCGGUUUGGCUAGGGGCUUGAAGAAGCAUAACAAGGAUGUCAAGGUUAUUUCUGCUGAUCCUCAGGGAAGUAUCCUUGCGCUUCCUGCGAGCUUGAAUGAGGAGCACCGCGAUGAGCCUUACAAGGUGGAGGGCAUCGGUUACGAUUUCAUCCCCGACGUUCUCGACCAGCAGAUUGUCGACAAGUGGUACAAGACUGAGGACCGCGAGUCCUUCCAGCUCGCCAGGCGCCUCAUCGCCGAAGAGGGUCUCCUAGUUGGCGGUAGCUCCGGCUCUGCCAUGGCCGCCAUGAUCCAAGCCGUCAGGGACUACGGCUUCGGCAAGGGCGACGUCGUCGUCGUCAUUCUCCCAGACAGCAUCCGCAACUACCUCUCCAAAUUCGCCGACGACGACUGGCUCGCGGCGAACAACCUCCUCGCCCCCUCGGUGGACGACAAGGAGAAGGCCGCCGGCAAGCCAGCAGGCGUCCCUACCUCCGACGAUCCCUACGGUGGCGCCACAAUCAAGGCUCUCCGCCUCAAGCCCGUCACCUCCAUCGCCGCCGCCAGCCCCUGCUCCGAAGCCAUCGAGACCAUGCGCGACAAGGGUUUCGACCAGCUCCCCGUCCUCGGCCCCGGAAGCAAGCUCGUCGGCCUCGUCACCCUCGGUAACCUACUCAGCUACAUCUCCCGCGGCCGCGCCACGCCGCAGAGCCCCGUCAGCGAUGUCAUGUUCGACUUCAGCCGCCUCGACGAGGUCGUUACCGACCCGCGUGAUCUGCCUUCCCAGGAGGCCGGCCAUGGCAAGCAUAGGAAGUAUGUUGAGAUUACUGUCGAUACGCCACUUAAGACGCUUAGCAAGUUCUUGGAGUGGAACAGUGCUGGCGUUGUGACUGAGAGGACGCCCGGUGAGGAGGCCAAGUUUAAGCCUGUGGCUGUGGUGACGAAGGUGGAUCUUUUGACUUGGAUGGUGCAGCAGAAGGCGUAA